Molecule: messenger RNA, 1569 nt
Organism: Serendipita indica DSM 11827
Lineage: Eukaryota; Fungi; Basidiomycota; Agaricomycetes; Sebacinales; Serendipitaceae
Source: the annotation of a GenBank genome assembly
AUGUCUCAUACACCACCAAAAUUCGACGAAGAAAAGUCGCUCGCUCGUGUGGAAGAAGCAUCCACCACGGAUGUACUGCCAGAGGGCUCUGUGGAUCCCAUUUAUUUGGCAAAGGCCAAAGUGCUCAACGACGCGAUCCAGAGCAUUGGCAUGGGCAAAUACCAGUGGCAUCUUUUCAUUGUCACUGGAUUUGGAUGGUUUGCCGACAAUUUGUGGCCAGUCGUCACCGGCAUUAUCCUCCCUCCUGUCCUCGUCGAAUUUCAAGGUUCUAGUGGCCCAUACCUCAAACUAGCGCAGAAUAUUGGUCUCCUCUUUGGUGCAUUCUUCUGGGGUCUCGGCUCAGACGUUUGGGGUCGACGAGUGAGCUUCAAUAUCACCCUCUUCAUUAUCGGCGUGUUCGCGACUGCGGCCGGGGGAUCAAAUAGCUAUCUCACCCUUGAAGUCAUGGCUGCGCUUUGGUCAGUGGGAGUAGGCGGUAACCUUAAUGUGGAUUCUGCCAUCUUCCUUGAAGCAUGUCCUGCAAAGAACCAGUACCUCCUCACCGUGCUCUCUAUCUGGUGGGCAUUUGGUCAACUUAUCGGUGCGCUCGUCGCAUGGCCACUCCUCGCCAACUUUUCAUGUCCAACAACCGCCACAACAUGUGCAAAGAAAGACAACAUGGGCUGGCGGUACUUUGUAUUCACGAUGGGAGGGCUUAUGCUCUUGCUAUGGGCAAUCCGAUUCUUCGUGUUCGAUCUCGCCGAGUCGCCCAAGUUCCUCAUGGGACGUAAGGACGAGCAAGCUGUGGAAAGCGUGCAUCAUAUCGCCGCAUAUAACGGCAAGACAUCAAAUCUCUCUGUUGAGGACUUGAAGCAAGCAGCGAAAGUGGCUGGUGCGGGUAAAGAACAUGCAGGUGAACCGGAGAUGGAUACCUCGGCCAAGGCUGCAGCAUUGCGAACAGUCGAGAAGUUUAGGCUCGAUCAUAUCAAAGCAUUGUUUGUGACACCACGUCUCGCCUAUUCGUCCACCUUGGUCAUUAUAAUCUGGGCGUUGAUCGGACUGGCAUUCCCAUUAUACAAUGCCUUUAUCACCGUCUUCUUCACUCUCCGAGGUACCGACUUUGGAGAUGGGAGUAUCGACACAACAUACCGAAAUCUUGUCAUUCUCUCUGUGAUUGGCGUACCCGGGGCAAUUAUUGGCGGUUAUCUUGUCGACGUGCCCUAUCUUGGACGCAAAGGAACACUUUCACUUGCGACAGUUUCAACCGGUAUAUUCUUGUUUGCGUCUACGACAGCUCGCGACUCGAAUGCACUUCUUGGUUGGAACUGCGCAUACUCCUUUACAUCAAACAUCAUGUACGGCGUGCUCUAUGCGAUGACGCCAGAGUUAUUCCCCACCAAAGACCGUGGGACGGGUGUCGGAUUAGCCGCCACCGCCAACAGAAUCUUUGGUGUCAUGUCGCCCAUCGUGGCGCUUUAUGCGGACCUGAGCACCCCAGUACCUAUCUACGUCUCUGGUGCGCUCUUUAUUGCGUCGGGCCUAAUUGCGCUUUUGCUCCCCUUUGAGACUCGAGGAAAAGCCAGUAUCUAA